Molecule: messenger RNA, 1203 nt
Organism: Glarea lozoyensis ATCC 20868
Lineage: Eukaryota; Fungi; Ascomycota; Leotiomycetes; Helotiales; Helotiaceae
Product: Glucocorticoid receptor-like (DNA-binding)
Exons: 1
Coding region: 1-1203 (400 amino acids)
Biological process (GO): negative regulation of transcription by RNA polymerase II; positive regulation of transcription by RNA polymerase II
Molecular function (GO): zinc ion binding; DNA-binding transcription factor activity, RNA polymerase II-specific; RNA polymerase II cis-regulatory region sequence-specific DNA binding
Source: RefSeq, a predicted model, not a curated record
AUGAACCAAUAUCCGUCAACAUCAACAGGUCGUUCGUCUUUCGAUUCCACCUACCAAUCACCGAAUGACUUCACAUCUCCUGUCUUCUUCGCAAGCUCACAUACCAGUCUUGAUGGCCGAGAGACUACCUUCGAUCACCUCCAAACAGAAUUGCGAGAUCCGUGGUCUUACACAUCUAAACACCAUCGAUCGAAUCCCAUCAGUCCUCUUAUGUCGCCCGGGGCAGACCAGCUGGACCACGAUUUUAUGUUUACAGAUGAGAGAUGGAAUAGUCAGUCAUCGUCGCUUGAUGCACGGAAGAGUGUUUCUGCUGAGCCGUGGAAGUUGGAGAAUUGGCAAAUUGCACGAACAGAGGAUACGGUGAACCAAUGUAAUGCUGCAAUGAUCACCUCUCGCCAGAACACGUAUGAUUUUCUGGAAGAUUUAGUUAGCGAGCAAGAACUCGUAGGACUACCCGGGUUUGGAUAUGGAAUGACGAGCGGACUAUCAAGUUCGUCCGAGGAAGAUAUGAUACGACCAGCAGCUAGGAGUGAACAAACAGUUGGUCGGCAUCACUCGCUACCUGGAUAUAUAUCACCGCAGUCUGAUCAGAAUACUGUUCCACCAAGGAAAGUCGCUUUCUCCGUUUCCUACGAGUGCUCAGAAGAGCAUUCAUCAUUCACAGAGUGGGAAAAUCCGUUUCUUGUGGAAGGUAACUUUCAGGAGGGACUCAAAGAGAUUACAACAUCCUCCGUAGGUCCUCAACAUGACCACGACUCCCUCACCCCUCUCGAGGACGCCUGCACAUCCUGGAACCUCUCCCCCCUCACCACCUCCAACCCUCCAACCCCCCUUCACCUCACCAACACCCUUCCCGAAUCCCACACCCCUCCCAAAACCAAACGCCGUCCCCCCCCCCAAACUCGCAUCAUAGCCACCUCCCCACCCAUAACCUGCAAAAACUGUCUUACGCACAACACACCUCUAUGGCGCCGCGGCGCCGACGGCGUGCCCAUGUGUAAUGCAUGCGGACUGUUUCUGCGGCUGCAUGGCACGAAUCGACCGUUGAGUUUGAAGACUGAUGUGAUUAAGAAGAGGAAUCGGGGGGGAUGUGGGGAGAGAGGAUCGGAAGAGGGAGAGAAGGGGAAUAAGGGGGGAAUGGGGAAGAGGAAGAGGAAACGGUCGGAAGGCGUGGGAGAGGGUAUUGAGGGGGUUUUGAGAUAA